Messenger RNA from Mobula hypostoma (lesser devil ray), 4806 nucleotides. RefSeq names its product tyrosine-protein phosphatase non-receptor type substrate 1-like. Bases 2 to 1072 code for a protein of 356 amino acids. The transcript has 7 exons. The record is from RefSeq and is a predicted model, not a curated record. Gene Ontology annotation, cellular component: plasma membrane. Lineage: Eukaryota; Metazoa; Chordata; Chondrichthyes; Myliobatiformes; Myliobatidae.
CAUGUUCGCAUUUUCAUGGUUUUUGGCCGUUGAGCUUAUUUGCGCUGAAGCUCAGAUUAAGGUAUCGCAGUCUCCUAAGCUCAGCAAUCGUGUUGUCGGUGAAAGCACAAUGUUCUAUUGUGGAGUAGGGUACUUGAUGGAAAACCCAGACGUUGAUGUUUACUGGUGGAAAGUUGGAGAGCAAGGAUUACUGCAGUCUGUUAAUGACAGUAGAAAACGUUUUUCACCGCUGGAAAAAGGAAAAGCCACCUUUCAACUGCUGAAUAUCAGCGUCGGUGACAGGGGAUUAUAUUACUGCGGAGUGAAAAAGCAGCUUGAACCAAUGUCAAAUGGAACUGGAACAAAAUUAGUUGUUCAUGUCCCGCCAAGCCCAUUAAGUAUUACAUACAAUGAAACAGAAAACAAUGGUUCAGCGGCUGUCAUUUUUGAAUGUACAACUGCCGAAUUCUACCCAGAGAACAUCAACAUUUCUUGGUACAAGAAUGGUUUAACGGUUGAGACCGGGAUACAAUCAAAAUUGCAUUUAAGUGCAAGUGGUCUGUAUGUCGUUUCCAGCAUUUUGGAGGAGGCAUCGCCUGUCAAGAGCGGGGCUACUUACACUUGCCUGGCAAACCAUCCUACGGAACAAACGAAAACCGACAUCCGGUUCAUUCCAGAGAGCGUAACGAGUACAACAAACAUUCGAGGUUUCAAGAGCAGAAGGUGGAAUAUAGUCUAUGGAUUCGCAGGAUGUGGAUUCUUAUUCCUGUCUUUCAUCACAAUCGCAUGUGUAAUGAAGUUCAGGAAACUUAGAGCAGGAACGGGGGAAGCAACGGAACAAACGCCACCUGUUGAAAGACAGGUUCCACUAAACGAUAUGGUGCAAUACAGUGCAAUAAAUUGGUCCAAGUCAACGAAACGAAAAGAGGCCCACUUUCAAGAUGAUUCAGUAUUGUACAUCCAGACAAGGACAUUGAGAGCCAAUAAUAAUCCAACAUAUGCCGUUUUGGAAUUGGCGGAUUCACAGAAGCCAAGAAAGUUUGAACGCAAUGACGAACGUUCAGAAUAUGCUAAGUUGCAAACCAGUCAAUAACAACAAGUGAACAAGGAAUGAAUGCGUUACUAUGUGCAAAGAUGGAAGAAAUUUUGCAGUGCUUUCGCUUUAGCCUGUGAACUUCGACUUUCCUGCACCUUAUCGUAAUCGUUCUGUCAUUAUUUUUAACAUCUCGACAGAAUAUCAUCAGCUAGAACGGGCUUUGUGCAUUACGAAGUAAUCUAUUCCACGAGAAUUUGUAAUCAGAUGCUCAAAGGCUUUUGAGCUUCGAAUAUUAUCAGAUUAAAAUUCGCUUUUACACAUUCUUACACAUCAGACAUACAGUGUUGGCCUUCUAUGGAAUUUUAGUAAUGUAUAUCACAGCGAUAUAUGCUUACUGACCAGGUUCGCAAGGUGAAUUCCAGGCAUGGCGGGACUGUCAUAUGUCGAAAGAUUGGAGCGACUGGGCUUGUAUACUCUGGAAUUUAGAAGGCUGUGAGGGGGUCUUACUGAAACAUAUAAGAUUAUUAAGGGAUUGGACACGCAGGAGGCGGGAAGCAUGUUCCCGCUGAUGGGUGAGUCCAGAACCAGAGGCCACAGUUUAAGAAUUAGGGGUAGGCCAUUUAGAAUGGAGUUGAGGAUAAACCUUUUCACCCAGAGAGUGGUGGAUAUGUGGAAUGUUCUGCCCCAGAAGGCAGUGGAGGCCAAGUCUCUGGAUGCUUUCAAAAAAAGAGAUAGAUAGAGCUCUUCAAGAUAGCGGAAUCAAAGGUUAUGGGGAUAAGGCAGGAACUGGAUACUGAUUGUGGAUGAUCAGCCAUGAUCACAGUGAAUGGCAGUGCUGGCUCGAAGGACCGAAUGGCCUACUGCGGCACCUAUUGUCUAUUGUCUAUUCACUAUUGCUCUACGUGUAGAUCGUAAUGUCUACCUAUCUUAAUAUAAUUUGUCCACAUUGUACUACUUUGACAACAAAUUCCUAUACCUGGCUGCCCCAUUUUACUGCAAUCAUUCACUCUGUAUCCUGCAUGAACCGCUAUUGUCAUCAUACCGGUCAGUCUGAAAUCAGAAUAUAUCAACUAUAAACGUACUCAACUUUAAGAUUCCUUUCCACAUCUGAGCGUCAGCAGUUCUCGCUCUACAGAGUAGAGGCUUACAUCCGCAAAUUCUUAAUUCCCCCAGUUUCUACCCCAACUCUGAGAACAACGCUGUCAUUUUCUUGUCCACCUUGAACCUUAGCAAACUCUGGAGACAGUUUCCUAAGGAUUUUUCCACAGUCCAUUCAAUGAUGGGCUAUCUGCAUCCUCACAUUUGAAGACGAGUAAUGCCACUUCCUCAAAAAGCUCCUACCACCUGAUUGAAAAUACAUUUUUGAUACAGUUUAGAAUUUCCCUUGCAUUAACUCGCACUCAACAUUGGACAAAAAAAAAACAUCUAAUCUACUACUACAACCCAAUGAAUUAGCAGCCUUCCACAAUCUGCCUGCAGCUCUGUUCUACUGAAUUCUGUUAACGGAACAGUGAAGAUUGUGCACCUGUGCAAACAUGGAGUAAUACAUCUCCAUCUGUACCUGUCAGUUCUUUCGGAUAUAGGCUUUUACAUGCUGACCUUUACUUGUCUGACAAUUUCUCAUUGUGCAUAUUAAAAGAUUGCACAACAGGUAUAUGUUUUUUACGACGAAUUUUAGUGCCAUCUUACAUCAUAGGAUAACAUAUACGGGCAAAUAAUAUGCACUAUAUCAAGGCUAAUGCAUUAAUUUAUGCAAUCAAGGAGCAAAGAAUAUUGUGAUAAACAUAAUCUAAAUUCUACAAUAUGAAACCCGCCUUGCUCCCCUGACUGGCUGCAGUUUGUGUGGAUGCUGUGUAAUUUGCAACCCUUUUACAACUCGAUGCCAUGAAAUAACAAACAGAUCACUACAUGCGAUAAAAUUAAUUAUAUUUAUGAAUCUUAACUUAACUAAAGUGUUAGUAAAAUAAAUUUACAAAGAAAACCCAAAGGGCCCAUUGUAAUUAACAGUCAAAUGUGCACAAGUUGGAUCUCAACUCCUCCCAAAAUUCAUAUUCACCGAUCUUCAGUUGAUCUCCGCCCUUGGUUCAAUCGAAUAAUGGUCUUCCACAGGGUUGAAUCCUACGACCAGUUCUCCUUAUCUCCAGCGUCUUCUCUCUUCGUAUCCCACCGAACGAAGGACCCAGCUCACAUUCCAAAGCACCCGCUAUUUCUCAUCCUAACACAAACUCUGUAUCCCCAGAAAGACUAUUAUAUUAGCAGUGAAACCUUUUGCGGCGUGUUACAUGUAUAAUAUAAUCUUAUGACUUGUUUACAGGAUAGUGGAUAAUGUUUUUAAAAGAGGAGGUUUACAAAUUUAUAGUUUUUUUUUACCAUUUUUAUUGAGUUUUCAAACUUAUUUACAUGAAAUAACUAACCUCCCCCCUCCCCUUAACCCUUCCCCCCGAUACAUACCCCUACCUAAAAGACAAGAAUGAAAAAGAAAAACAAGGAAAGAAGGAAGGUCUCCACAUGCUCCAUGGGAUUCGAAAAGAAAAACAAAUAAUAUAUUUAUUUGUUUCUUUCCCCAAAGGACCAACAUCUUCAUUAUCAGAGCACCUAUAAAUACCAACCUAUCUUUUGUAAAUAAGGGCGCCAAAUAUUCAAAAAUGUAUCAUAUUUAUCUCUUAAAUCAUAAGUACAUUUUUCAAGUGGAAUACAGCUAAAACUUUCAUUUAUCCAACGAUCCAUACUUAAAUACGAAUCCGAUUUCCAAGGAACUGCAAGAGCGUUCUUGGCCACUGUCAAUGCGAUUUUUAUAACAUCUUUCUGGUAUUUAUUCAAUUGAAGUUUCGGUUUUAUCCCUUCAAUGUCACCUAAUAAAAAUAAUACAGGGUUAUGUGGAAGUUGAGUUCCAGUAAUUUGUUCCAAUAAAUCUCUUAAAUUUAUCCCAAAAAAGGUUGAAUUUGGGAACAGGACGAAGUAGAAUGUUAAAAAGUACUAAUUUCUACUACUAGCGUUUAUCAGAUAAGUUUGAAUUUAAUCUUUUUUUUUGCGGUGUAACAUAUAAUUGGUGCAAAAUUUAUAUUGUACUAAUCUGAGUCGAACAUUUAUUGCAUGUGUCAUACUGUCAAGAAAUAGUCUUGACCAAUUUGUUUCAUCAAUAUUAAUACUCAAAUAAGUUUCCCAUAUUUGUCGUGACUUAAGGAUUCCUAGUUUAAGUGUCUGGUUUUGAAUCAGAUUAUACAUAAAUUCCUUUUUGAAUUAAAGUUCCAAUUUCAUUAGGUUUCGGCAAAAACAUUGUUUGACCCAGUUUGUCUCUUAAAUAAGCCCUUAAUUGAAGGUAACCAAAGAAAGUGUUAUUGGAUAUUUUAUAUUUAUUCUUUAAUUGUUCAAAGGACAUCAAUAUACCUUCUUCAUAACAGUCUCCUAUACAUCUAAUCCCUUUUCGGUACCAAUGAUAUAAAAGUUGAUUAUCAUUGUAAAAGGAAUAAGUCUGUUUUGGAACAAAGGUGUAAUAACGAUUGCUUCAUUUCAUCAUCAACGUUUGUCUUAUUCCAUAGAUCAAUCUAAUGUUUUAAUAUAGGAGAUUCUUGCUUUUUCCGUAGCCAUUUACAUUCCCAUUUAUAUGUAAAACCUACGGGUGUUAUUUCUUCUAUCUUAUCUAAUUCUAUUGUAAUCCACGCGUGUUUUAUUUCGUCAAUAAAUCUAAGUUGAUUUGCUUUAUAAUAAUUCUUAAAAUUUGGAAGUUGUAACCCUCCUAACUCAAAUUUCCAUGUCAAUUUUUCCAGCGAUAUUCUGGACAUCUUACCUUU